AUGAAUUACCUAGAUAUAGAUAUAAAGAACCUGAUCCUUUCAACUUUGAAUGUGAGAAAGACAUUGACUUCAGAGGAAGAUGAGACAGGUAUAGAGGACUUAGCUAAUGAUAUAAAGAACAAUGGUUUGAUAAAUCCUAUAACUGUGAAAAAGAUAGAUGGUAAUAAAUAUGAAAUAAUUGCAGGUCAACGAAGGUAUUUAGCAAUGAAACUUCUAAAUAAAGAAUCGAUAAGUUGUCAUGUAUUGAAUAUAUCAGAUCAAAAAGCGGAGGAGAUAAGUUUAGUAGAGAAUGUGCAGAGGAAUCAGAUGACAACAAAUGAUAAAGUGAGAGCAUAUUCAAAAUUAUAUGAGGUGUAUGAAGGAGAUAUAGAGAGAGUAGUAAAUGCGAUUCAUAUAUCAAAGAAGACAUUACAGAAAUAUAUAAAAAUAAAAGAUUUACCGGAGGAGGUAUUGCGUUCAUUAGAUGUGAGUGGUCCUUCAAAAAUAUCUUUAGAAGUGGCUGUUGAACUAACGAAAUUGCCCAGUUCAAUAAAUGUGACGGAAUUCAUGACUAAGAUCCAACAACUGUCUACACAACAGAAAAUGGACACUAUAAAGGUAUUCAACUCUUUAAAAUCUACAGAUAUAAGUGAUGUGGAUGAUAUAAAAGAAGAAAUAGUGAUAAAUUCAAAUAAUAUAAAAUUGGCACCUUCAUAUCCGUAUGUGAAAGAUGAGCAUGAUCGAUACAUAAGGAUACCAGAGGAAUUGUAUGAGGACAUUAUAAAAUUGAUAGAAUUGAAAACAGGAACAUUAGAAUAUAUUUGA
This is a messenger RNA of Guillardia theta CCMP2712, 804 nucleotides long. RefSeq lists its product as hypothetical. Lineage: Eukaryota; Cryptophyceae; Pyrenomonadales; Geminigeraceae. Gene Ontology annotation, cellular component: chromosome. Bases 1 to 804 code for a protein of 267 amino acids. The record is from RefSeq and is a predicted model, not a curated record. Gene Ontology annotation, molecular function: DNA binding. The transcript has a single exon. Gene Ontology annotation, biological process: chromosome segregation.